AUGCGUUCAGCCACAGUUUUCCUAGACUGGCAAAAGGAUGAUAACUAUAUUGAAUUGCUGGUAAAUAAUCCAUUGAUUGAUUAUGCUUCUUACUAUGGGUGCUGCCAUCAAUUUAGACUUCUCCUCCAAUGCAUUGCAGGGCCUGCCCACUGGAAGGAGGUUUUUCCUGUCGCUAAUGGAGACCGUCAGUCACCCAUUGACAUCAAAACUGAAGAAACCAAGUAUGAUCCCUCUCUCCGUCCUCUAAAUCCCAAUUACGAUCCGGCUUCUGCUAAAAUAAUCCUUAACAAUGGGCACUCCACCAGUGUCGAGUUUGAUGACACUGUCAACAAAUCAGUGCUGACCGGGGGGCCGCUCAGCGGGACCUACAGACUGCGCCAGAUUCAUUUCCACUGGGGGUCCAACGACGAAGCCGGCUCCGAGCACGCGGUGGAUGGGAUGAAGUACGCGGCAGAGCUUCAUGUGGUCCACUGGAACUCAGAAAAGUAUUCCAGUUUUGUUGAGGCAGCUUGUCAGUCAGAUGGAUUAGCAGUCAUGGCUGUAUUUCUGAAAAUCGGUGAAUGCAACCCGCAGCUGAAGAAGAUUACUGACCGCUUGGACACCAUUAGAAUCAAGGGUAAAAGAGCACUAUUCACAAACUUCGAUCCUAGCUGUCUGCUUCCCAAGUCCCUGGACUACUGGACUUACUUUGGGUCUCUCACUGUUCCACCUCUGCUUGAGAGUGUCAUCUGGAUUGUUCUGAGAGAGCCCAUAAAUGUUUGUUCUGAACAGAAAGCCAAAUUCCGCAGCCUCCUGAGCACUGCUGAGGACGAGGUUGCCUGCUGCUUGCUGAAAAACUACCGGCCUCCGCAGCCUUUAAAGGGACGAGAAGUCAGAAGGAAUUAA
Opisthocomus hoazin is the source of this 885-nucleotide messenger RNA. Lineage: Eukaryota; Metazoa; Chordata; Aves; Opisthocomiformes; Opisthocomidae. The record is from RefSeq and is a predicted model, not a curated record.